This is a messenger RNA of Capronia epimyces CBS 606.96, 3654 nucleotides long. RefSeq lists its product as uncharacterized. Bases 1 to 3654 code for a protein of 1217 amino acids. The record is from RefSeq and is a predicted model, not a curated record. Gene Ontology annotation, molecular function: protein binding. The transcript has 2 exons. Lineage: Eukaryota; Fungi; Ascomycota; Eurotiomycetes; Chaetothyriales; Herpotrichiellaceae.
AUGCUCUUGGCUAAUCAAGGGCAGGUACAUCAUGACAAGGACAAGGCCCAGCGGUACAUUGGCCUCCUUGAUACAGCGCGCGUGGCGGGGAACUGGCAAGACCUUCCAGAACUCAUCAGAAAAAUCCGGAAACAUGCUCCGGAUCGGAAAUGCUUAGUUGAGGUCGCGAGUUUUGAGCUCGAAAUCGCCAACUAUGCGAGUCGAAGACCUGGCACCGCAAACCGUAGUUCGACUCUGCCAGACUCCCGAGUCUCUGCUCUCGAAACACAACUACGCGCGAAUGGGCAGUCGUUUGAAGAGGUUGUGCAGGGCCAUACGUCCCUGCUAUGGGCUCGUUGGCUUGGCCUAUUACAAACAGACAAGUCGAUCCUUCCGCCCGACCUCAAUCCUUCUCGAACCGCUGCCGAUGCCACUUCUAUAUGGACCAAGAUCUGUGUGGUCAAAAGCGUAUACAUGGGGGGAAUGCUGCUGGGUCAGGCCGGCGACGAAAAGAAUGGAGGAGAUUUACAUAGCACACUUCUUCCAUGGCUGGACUCAAAUCGAAGCCUGAUCAUCUCAACCCCUCAACUGCUGUACUGGGCUCAGCAGCUCCUUGCUCGUGUCGCACUUGGCUUCCAUCAACCUCACGAAUCCGGUGCUCCCACAGCUAGUUCUGAUGAGUCUUUGCCAUUCCGCCUCCAGGCAUAUCGUCAUUGGGCAGUGUUGGCCGUCAGAAAUCAAGACAUCUCGCCCUCGACAUACGGUAACGGGCCUGGUCAUCUGUCGAAACUUGCGGUUUGGCGUUCUUACUAUCGGUUUUUGUCAGCUAUCCUGCAGCAGGGCCCAAAGAGUCUCCAAGUAGCCUCCAUCACUCGUCCGGACCUGGCAACAGAAUUGCGUCGAGCGGAGACGACUUGCGAGAAUGAGCUAUUACGACAUACCCAGUUCCCAAGAGCCCACGAGUCCAACACUGUCAUCGAAGAGUGGGUGGAAGAGGCAAUACACAACUGGCACGUUCUUUGCGGGCCAGAUUGGUCAGAUUCAGAUCUAGGAGAGGGCGGCCGCAACUCGGUUGGGCGAAACGUGCUUGACAUGCUAUAUCGGGCUGCGACAAAGACUUUCCACUCCACACUUAUCCUAAGGCGACUGUUUCAAGUACACAAAGCCCUGGCGGAUUUUGACCUCGCUUAUAAGGCUUUGGAUACAUACAUCGAGCUGAUGGAUCGGGCACGUGCUCGAGAGGCCAAAUCUGAAGGGCCGAGUAGUGACAGAGACAGCCAUGAGGUUUUCUUGAGAACAAUUGCAGAGGGAAUUGAGGGUCUUUGUGCAUUCGGACGGCGACCCGAAGCUGAGAAGGCAUAUGAAUUGUGUUUAAAGCUCGAAGAUCUUAUGGCAGAACUUGGAUCUGCAUCGUCCGAUCUCAUCCCGAAUGGUUCGGAAGCGCCAAAUGGAGCUUUGCAGACCAACGGCUCCGGACCACAUCCUCUAUCCGGUGCUUUGAUAGAGUUGACCUACCGGGCCAUUGGCAUUGCGAAGUCCCAGUGGGCUCGAUGGACUCCGUUCAGCGAACAUAGGUCAGCUCUGCAAUCGGAGGCUCUCCAAUGUCUUCACAAGGCUGUGGCGCAGACACUCCCCCCCCAUCAGCAAUUAGAAUCACUCUACGCACUUAGCCGGUUGCUCGCAGAGACGCGUGACAUUGACCGAGCAAUUGCAGUGGUGAAAAAAGUCCUGACAUCCGAGUUGGCCGAAGACACAGCGGCUCACUCCUUUCGAAUACCACGGCAGCUAUUGCCUUUCUGGCACCUGUUAGCCCUUCUGCUCACAUCGCGGCAGGACUUUGAGAAUGCGAGCCAGAGCUGUGUUGCUGCACUGGCUCAAUUUUCGCCGGCCGAUGUCAUGUUUGGCACUCUAGCUAGCGGAGGAGAAAAAACGUCAAUCGCAGGGCAGAAGCCAGGACUAGUGGACGACAUGGAAUGCGAGGAACUUCAAAGGAUUCUUGAGAUUCGAAUCACGGAACUUGCUCUGACUGAACUGAUUGAAGGGCCGGACAGUGCCGUCAACCGUAGCAAUGAGUUGCUGGCAUUGUAUUCUCGGCUCUUCGGCCGGUUUGGGGGCCUUGCUGGGACGGAGGAGACAUCAAGGACAAGGAACGUGGAGCCCCCCAAGAGUUCCGCCGGUACGGUGAAGAGCGUUCGAGGCAGUCUUUUCUCUCGGCGAAGGAUAGGACGUGAAAUUGAGAAAGGGCCUAAAGCGAAGGAAGCACCAUCGGUCGUGGAAGAGAAGACGCGGCCCAAUUCUCUGCCGUCGCACGCACCGGCCAUUCAAGUUACGAAUGAGGACGAGAAACGAUUACCGCACAAGCACAAGAUCUUUCCUCUAUCUCACGAGCAUGAGCAUGAGCAUUCCAGAGAGGAGAAACCUAGGCGGCGCCUGUCCCGCUCGCGGAGUCGAGGCAGGAAAGACACCAGUCACCGGGACAGCACCAGACAAUCCUUCGAAGCGAGCCGUGAGACGACAUCGAACUCUCGUCCCGGGGGGGAAACGGCUCAAGUCCUACCCGAAGUGCAAUCUCUCUCCUCACAGAACGUGCCGGUUGUGCCAGUGUCGGCGAACCAUGACUAUAGCCAAGAAGCCAAACAGCCGUUGAAGGAGAUUCAUCACAACCUUGCAUCUCAUAAUGAGCUGCCCCGACCGGCUCGCCAUGAAAGUCAGCCGCCACAGCAGGAUGUACGACUACCCCUGGCAGGGUCGCACACGACUCAGACGGAUGCGGUAGCGCGGUUCCCGGCAGCCACGUCGCAAAGAUUUGCGCUUACGGUGCUUGUGAAGAUUUGGUUAAUUAUCGCCACAUUAUACCGACGGGCCAGCAUCUUUGACGACUCACGAGAAGCAUGCGACGAGGCAGCGAAAAUUGCGAUGAAGAUCGAGGGCAUGGUUGCCAGUGUGGAGAGUUCAGCACGAGCGUUCGGUGACGCUGGAUGGGGCGGCAACGGCAAAAGCUCUGAUGAGAUCUGGGCUGACGUGUACUACGAACGAGCCGAGUUGUCGAUGGCCAUUGCACGGGCGAGAGAGGAGAAAGAGGGCCAGGGGUACAGCGAGGCAGUUCGAGAGGCGGCAGAUCAGUACGAACAGUGUCUGAUGUACCUUGCCGACCACGCUGGGGGUAUCGUGGGGUUGAGUAAUGUGCUUCUGGACUACUACGAGCGCAAAGUGGAGUUGGCGACAAGGAUAGACGGCGGAAAAGGCCAGGUGGACGAAGGGCUGGAAGAGAGAUCGCGGCGACACAAGCGAGAGUUGAGCCGGAAUUCUGAGGGGCCCGCGGUCAAUGGCAUGACUGAUGCAGAUGGACCGCCCGGCCCAGCCACCGGCCCGACAGCGGCACCGGGAUCAGCAGCGACCCAUUCAGGCGGGACGAAAGAUGACGAACUCAAAAAGACGCCGGACAACCUCAACCGGCUUGCGGCGCGAGAUCGCGCAUAUGGACUGUUGUCGGCGUUGACGAAACAAGGGUCUGGCUGGGACAACUCAGAGGCAUGGUUCGCCCUGGCGCGAGCACAUGAACUGGGGGGAGAGAUCGACCGGGCGAAAGAGAUCCUGUGGUGGUGUGUCGAGUUGGAAGAUACGCGGCCGAUACGACAUUGGACGAAUGUGGGAUGCAGCGGAUAUGUGCUAUAG